Messenger RNA from Suillus fuscotomentosus, 237 nucleotides. RefSeq lists its product as uncharacterized. The annotation marks the transcript as partial. The record is from RefSeq and is a predicted model, not a curated record. NCBI's taxonomy places the organism in Eukaryota, Fungi, Basidiomycota, Agaricomycetes, Boletales, Suillaceae. The transcript has a single exon.
GUUUACAGGGUUCAUUGGCUUCGCACGAAAGCAUUACGUGACCGAUGGGCGGAAGAACUCAUACUCGUUGAACCUGAAAUGGGGUGGACUCUGGAGUGUUUCCUCUUCAAAGCAAGCAUGUGGUUGACAAGGCUCACAUCGAAUGGCGAGGCACAAACGGAGGGACACAAGUGUUAUGCGAUUCGGCAGGCCCAUAUGUACCAAGAACUUGCCAAACACGCACAGGCUGGCUUUAUA